Messenger RNA from Trypanosoma theileri, 1455 nucleotides. Its product is annotated as protein disulfide isomerase. NCBI's taxonomy places the organism in Eukaryota, Euglenozoa, Kinetoplastea, Trypanosomatida, Trypanosomatidae. Gene Ontology annotation, molecular function: protein disulfide isomerase activity. The record is from RefSeq and is a predicted model, not a curated record. The coding region runs from base 1 to 1455 and encodes 484 amino acids. Gene Ontology annotation, biological process: response to endoplasmic reticulum stress; protein folding. The transcript has a single exon. Gene Ontology annotation, cellular component: endoplasmic reticulum.
AUGCGUCUUUUACUUCUGAUUGCUUUUCUACUCAGUUUGCUUCGAGCUGAUGCAUCUGAUGUCGUGGCUGCCACAGUUGAUGACUUUGACAGUGUUAUAAAGAAGGGUGAGAUCGCGCUUGUUAAGUUCUACGCCCCAUGGUGUGGUCACUGCCAGAAACUUGCUCCCGAGUGGGAAAAGGCUGCCAAGGAGGUUCCAGGCGAGGCUAUCAUGGUAGACGUUGAUUGUACAAAGGAAACUAAAUUGGCCGAGAAGUACUCAAUCAAGGGCUUCCCUACGAUUAUUCUCUUCCGCAACGGUGAGGAAGUGGAAACGUACAAAGGCGCUCGUCAAAGCGAUGCGAUUGUAAAAUAUAUCAAGGCAAAUGUUGGUCCAGCUGCCGUUUACCCCACAACAGCGGAAGAAGUUGAAAAGCUUAAAGAAGAACACGAAAUCCUCUGUGUUGGUCUGACGUCUGACGCUGAGUCACCUCUUGCAAAAGAACUUCUUUCAGUUGCUCAGCGCCUCCGAAUGAAAAUGAAGUUUGCUAUUGUAACAAAACCGGAAAUUGUACCGGGUGAGAAGGCUGAAACUGUCGUUGUUUACAGAAAGGAUGAUGAAAAGGAAGUAUAUCAAGGGAAUAUGGAAGCAGAUAAUCUGAAGAAUUUUCUUGAGACUGCUGUUGUUCCCUUCGCUGGGGAAAUUGGCCCUGCAAAUUACCUCAGAUACGCAGAAUUAUCUAAGCCAGUUGGUUGGGUUUUGCUAAAACCCAAGGAAGAACUUUCUAAAGAGUUACAACCUAAACUUUUGGAGGUUGGAAAGAAAAUGCGACAGCAUUUGGCAAUUCUUUGGGUCGAUGCUGAGCAGUAUCCUGUAUGGAAGAACCUUGGUGUCUCGGAGGAUGCUAAGUAUCCUGCUUUUGUUAUUGCCAAAGGGGACAAACACCAUGUCCUUCCAACUUCAGAACCGGCGACGGUGGAAUCUAUUGAGGAAUUCAUUGUAAAAUAUGCAGAGGGAAAAACAGAUGCGGAGCUUAAAUCCCAACCUGUUCCUGAAGUUGAAACAGUUGAUGGUCUUACUACUAUUGUUGGAAAGACUAUGAAUAAAUAUUUAUCAUCAGGAAAAGAUAUUUUAAUUGAGUUCUUUGCUCCUUGGUGCGGGCAUUGUAAAAAUUUUGCUGGUACUUACGCAAAGGUUGCGAAGGAAUUUGAAUCUUCAGAUGUUAUAAUUGCUGCAAUUGAUGCUACCGCUAAUGAUGUGGACCGUUCUUUGUUUGAUGUGACUGGUUUUCCUACCCUUUACUUCGUCCCCAGUGGAGGAAAACCCAUUCUCUACAACGGAGAUCGUACCUUUUACGACCUAUAUAAGUUUAUUCGUGAUCACAGCUCAUCCUUCAAGGAUGAUAAGGGCGCAUCUGUUCCAAAGGAAGAAAAGAAGGAAGAAGUGCGCAGCGAUGAGGAUAGAGGUGAUUUAUGA